Molecule: messenger RNA, 2239 nt
Organism: Contarinia nasturtii (swede midge)
Lineage: Eukaryota; Metazoa; Arthropoda; Insecta; Diptera; Cecidomyiidae
Gene: dx
Product: protein deltex
Exons: 5
Biological process (GO): protein ubiquitination; Notch signaling pathway
Cellular component (GO): nucleoplasm
Molecular function (GO): ubiquitin protein ligase activity; zinc ion binding
Source: RefSeq, a predicted model, not a curated record
AUUUACAAAUGGCGUAUGAUUUGUGCAAGGUGCAUUUGUGCCAAUCGAAUCUGUUCAAGUGCAAUAAGUAAAUUGAAUAAAAAUAAAAAUUGCAGCUAAAAUUCUGUGCCAAACAAAUUCCUAAUAUAAAAAUACACAAAUUAAAAGGGCAUUGAGUAUUGAGUGUAUGCUACUUAACAGCGAAUUUUGAUAUCAAAUACUCAUUUCAAUCCAUACAAGUGUAAAUAUGAUACUUUAACUCCGAACAAAACAAAGAUAUAAAUAUGAAGGAAAACAGUGAAAGAUGAGAAGUGCAUUUUAUUAGCAACAGAUGUGCAACAUUUUUCGUUUUCGAGCAAUAAACAAUCGAACAGAUUCUAUAUGGCGCAUAUAAGUUGAUUUUUUUCGACGAAAAAACAAAAACAAAACCAAUAUUAGUGUAAUUUUGCUGGCUAAAAAAAUGGGACAUGCAGUUGUUGUUUGGGAAUAUGAAUCGUGUCAUCGCAACAAUGCCAAUUGGUUACCGUACACGCCAGCGGUUUCACAAUUGCUUGAACGUGCCUUUGCAAAAAAAUUAACGAGAGUAUUACUUGGGGACGCUGACCCAAGUUUAGAUCAGUACAUUGUCAAUAUACGGACAAUGGUGCAAUGUAGUGAAUUGGAAGAAAGUUCCGAUUUUCCAUUGAUCAGAGUACGUCGAAAAAUGUACAAGCCAACAAAAACAACGGCUGGCAAAGGCAUCAAAUGGGAAUGGCUGAGUCUUACCACUUCCGAAUGGAAUUUGUACAAUAUGGACGUGCAAAAUAUUCUUGAAGAUGUUUGGACAAAGGGCAUUCAAAUGUAUGACUUUAUGAGCACUUCGCUGAAUCUGCCAUUCCGCGUAAAUCUUAGCAAUUUAACAGAAAUUCGCCAUACAAACGGUGCUAUCAAGCGAAUACGACGUGUGCAACAAGCCCCAUAUCCAUUGAUUAAAGUGAAUUCCGAUGUAGAAUUAUUUGGUGUCUUAGACACGGUAGAACGUUCAACAAAUCUUAAUGUGCCAGUCGCAAAUGCGUCAAAUCCAAAACCAUUACCGCCACCAGCGGUACCAACAAAAUCGAAAAAACUUUUUCCGAAUUUAGUUAAAUCAUCAAAAAAUCAUCAAUCAUCCGCUACAAAUGAUGGCCAUCCAUCGAAUAUUGCAGCAAAUAACACCAGUUCAUCGUCGAGCAGUUCAAGUUCGUCCAAAUUAGCACGACAAAUAUUCAAUAAUUUGAAUAUAUUUAGUAAUAAGCAGCACAGUCAAACUGAACAAUCGCAAAGUAGUCCAAAUUUGACACAGUCAAAACAACAAUCGAGCAUAAAUCAAUUCAAACCGGAGCCGGUAUCCAGUUUACGUCGAACCAUUGAGAAUGGCCAUCAUAACCAUCAUCGCCGUCUCAGUAGCAAAAGUAAUAGUUCAACCGCUUCAACACAAAAUCUAAUUGCUACGCGACGCUCGUAUCGUUCACAAGACGAUGAUAUAUAUUUGGAAACGGACGGUGACAGUAGCUGUUAUAGUACAAACACUUCGGCCGGUGGAAUGCUCAAUACGUAUGGCAUUCGACGACCCAGUGUCGAUACCAUUUCAACAUAUUUAAGCCAUGAGAGUAAUGAACGUUUACAUUACGGCACGACGGAAACUACAUACAGCGGAGACGAUGAUGUUUUCUUGCCAUCGCACAAAAUUAACGGAUCAAUUGUUGGUGUUGAUGCAGACAGCGAUAUGAUUAGUCGAUUUGUGAAUGUUGUUCAUCCCGAAUGGCCAAAGUGUAGACCAUGCGUUAUUUGUCUUGAAGAGUUGAAGCACAAUCCAAAUAAUCCAGCCGUAUCGUUGAUUCGUUGCGAACAUUUAAUGCAUUUAAAUUGUUUGAAUCAUUUGAUAAUCACACAAAGCGAACAACAGCAUAAACAACAACCCGAAAGUAAUCGCCGAAAUUCACCAUUGUACAUUGAAUGUCCGGUGUGUGGCAUAGUAUAUGGUGAAAAGUAUGGAAAUCAACCACAAGGGACGAUGACGUGGUCCAUUAUACCGAAACAAGUAGCCGGGCAUGAGGGACAGAAUACCAUUCAAAUUGUUUACAACAUUGCAUCUGGAGUUCAGACGGAACAACACCCACAUCCAGGCCGUUCAUACUUUGCAGUCGGAUUUCCACGAACUACUUAUAUCCCAGAUUGUCCACUCGGACGUAAGGUAUGCCAUUUCUUAUUGGACAAAACUUAUUCAAGCGAAAAAGAUGUC